Messenger RNA from Rubroshorea leprosula, 869 nucleotides. Lineage: Eukaryota; Viridiplantae; Streptophyta; Magnoliopsida; Malvales; Dipterocarpaceae. The record is from the annotation of a GenBank genome assembly.
ACCUUCUCCCUCCGUCUCUUGACUCUCUUCUCCCUCCCCUUCUCUGCCUCAGUCACAAUCUCUGUAUUCAAGAAAAAGGAAAGAUGGGAUUGCAGAGCCAGCUAAACGACGUUUCUUCGGACUCUAUUCCACUCCUCCUUGUAGCCCUCAUCGCCAACUGCGUCUGCAGCCUCCGCAACUUCCUCUUCGGCCUCCUCCAGUCCGCUCGCCUCCUCCCAAGCCCAGACCAGACUAUCGGCGACGAGGGCCUCAUCGGCUCCGGCCUGGCCAGCCUCAUAGUUCUCUCCGAGCAGCUCAACCUCAACAGGGUUUUCUCCUAUAGGUACUGUUGCGAUGUCAAUAGAAGCGAAGGAGGGUCCGAUUGUGUGGUGUGCUUGUGCACGCUAAGGGAUGGGGAUCGGGUCAGGAAGCUGGAUUGCCGCCAUGUAUUCCACAAGGACUGCUUCGACGGUUGGCUUGAUCACCUCAAGUUCAAUUGUCCCCUCUGCAGGUCGCCCUUGAUCGCCGAUGAGCGCGUGGACGCGGCGCAGAGGCGCGUGGGUGAGGAUUUAAUUGGGUGGUUCUCUUAAAGCAUAUUGAUUACGCGAUGAUGGACGUUGAUUACGCGAUGAUGCUGUCCCUGAUUACGGUGGCGGGUUUCGAACUCAGUCCGGAGAGGAGGGAAUGCACCGGGGUGGCUAUUGCCACUAGACUGUAAGGGACAAAUGCAUUGUUAGGUUUUAACUUUUUAAAAUUAAGUAUCGAAUAUAUUAUUUAAGGAUUUGAAUUAUUAUAGUAGUAUAUCCAUAUAUGAUAAUUUUUUUUUAUGAACUUCUGUACCAUAUGAUAAUUGGUUAAUUAAUAUAAAAAAAUAAGCGGUUGCCGCAUUU